AUGGGGAAGAAGGCCAAGCGGACAGUGUCUUCGCCUGUGGCACCCACGCCCCUCCACAAGCCUUUGCACAUCGCGUCACCACCCGUGGUCCUCGACAAACACUCCUGCAACGCUGAGUGCAGCUACGAGUACGACAACCUGCUGGCGGGCAGUCGUAUGGGCGUACGGCCCUUCCCACCAGCCCACGACCUAGAAAGUGGCGAAGAUAGGAAUGAUGGUCAAUGGCAAGUGUUGCACGCACUAGAUGGCGUGCUGUGUUUAGCCACACACCACGUGCUGGAGCUCGUGCAACUUAAGCACGCAAACUUUGGUAUCCGAUGGCGAGAUACGAACGUGGAGAGAGACGCAGAUGCCUUGCCGCCGAGCUGCAUGUUGGGGCCGCACUGGCACUUGAUGCUGACUACGUGGUCGGUUUUCUUCUUCUUAUCAACGAUAGUAAACGUGCUGACGUUCGAGAAGGCGGGAGUGGUGGAGCUGGGAGCUGGCGUGAUACUCUCGGGCUUGUGCUUAACGUGUUAUGCGCUGGUUGGGUGCUCUAACCCGGGCAUUGUCAAAAGGAUUGAGGUGCCGCUUGAUGAAACAUACACUUAUUGUGACCAUUGUGACUCGUACCGACCGGAAGGAGCGUUGCAUUGCAUGGACUGUCGGGUGUGUAUUGAGGAGUAUGAUCAUCACUGUCCGUGGACGGGGAAGUGCGUGGGCAAGGGCAACAUUCGCUAUUUCUACUGGUGGCUGCUGUUCUUGGUGCUGGCGUUCGUCUACGAGGUGAUCGAGUUCACGACAUAUUUGUUGCCCCCGGAGGGUCAAGACCUGCUGGACUCGUCGGACGACUCGCUGGAGAUCGUCUUCCCAGCCAUAUCGCCCACCCCACGUUUGUGAAAAGGAUUCGUCUUGCACGUAGGCAGCCGCGCUGGGCGAACUGCAAGUUGCAACUACCGAGAUCAAGGGCUUGCUUCAAGCGCCCUCGUCGAUCGCCGAGUCGACAGGAUUUGCAUGCAAGUGCAUGGACCACCAGAAAUUAGGACGAUUUUCUGAAAUUUGACACUUCCACGUCAGAAUCCAACACGUGGGCGCUACAGUGUGUCCAACCGGUGAAGAGUGUCACUUUACUGUGAGACGUAGGCCAAUUAUAAGUUGUAAUGCGCCAUAUUUAUAUUUA
Messenger RNA from Phytophthora infestans T30-4, 1159 nucleotides. RefSeq lists its product as uncharacterized. The transcript has 3 exons. Gene Ontology annotation, molecular function: protein-cysteine S-palmitoyltransferase activity. The record is from RefSeq and is a predicted model, not a curated record. Gene Ontology annotation, cellular component: endoplasmic reticulum; Golgi apparatus. Lineage: Eukaryota; Oomycota; Peronosporomycetes; Peronosporales; Peronosporaceae. Gene Ontology annotation, biological process: peptidyl-L-cysteine S-palmitoylation; protein targeting to membrane. The coding region runs from base 1 to 879 and encodes 292 amino acids.